Messenger RNA from Notechis scutatus (mainland tiger snake), 8476 nucleotides. The record is from RefSeq and is a predicted model, not a curated record. Lineage: Eukaryota; Metazoa; Chordata; Lepidosauria; Squamata; Elapidae.
AAAAGCGCCGCUCUUCGUCCGGCUCCUCCGCGUUCCCCUCAGCCAGCUGGACGCCAUGUUGUUCUAGCUUUCCGCUCCGCGGCGGGUGGUCUGUGCUGGACGUGAGGAGCUCCCGGCGUCGGGAGAGGCAGGAGGGUUGCGGGCUUUUCGCGCCGCCGCGACCUGGCGAGAUCCGACGCCAUGGCAGCAGCCUUGGGAGGAGGAGGAGGAGCAGGAGCAGAAGAUGACUUUGAUCGUCAUAAACCUGGUGCAGAAAGAUCUUGGAGAAGGAGAACGGGAGAUGAUGAUUGGGAUAGUGAAUUGGAUGAUGACUUACUAGGAGAAGAUUUGUUGAUUGGCAAAAAGACUCAGUCUGAUAUGUCAGAUGAAGAACUGAAUGAUGAUCUUCUGCAAAGUGAUAAUGAAGAGGAUCAGCAUUACAGUUCUCAAGAUGUCACUGUGAGUCUUAAUGCUACAACUAACGUGGUGACAUCCUUUGAGCUCACUGAGAAUGCUAAUGAAACAUCAUCUAUUGAACAAGACUUAGAAUAUGAACAAGGGGAAGAUGAAAUUGGUUAUGACAAAUCAGAUGUUCCUGAAGAAUAUGCAGAGGAAUAUUCAGAAGAACAGUAUGAAGGCCAAGAGGCUGAGUUGACAGAAGACCAAAUAGAAUAUGGGGAAGAUCAGGGUGAAGAAGAGAAUUAUAAUGAUGAAGUGCUGGAUCUUGAAAUCAAUGAACCUCUAGAUGAAUUUCCGGAUGAAGAUUAUGUACAAUCUUGUAGUGGAGAACAAGUAAUUGAACAACAAGAAUAUGUAGCUGAAGAAGAGUUAAAAGAGGUUGCUGAUACCCAGUCACCUCCAAAUGAGUCAGAAGAGGCAGUUAUUGAAAAUCUGGAGUUUCAAGAAGAGAUCAAAGAAGAAUCAGAUGAAGAGGAGGAAGAUAAUGAAGAAUCUGGUCGAUUACGGUUCAAAACUGAACGUAAAGAAGGAACAAUUAUUAGGCUAUCAGAUAUAACAAGGGAACGAAGAAACAUUCCAGAAACUUUGGAGCUUUCUGCAGAAGCCAAAGCAGCAUUAUUUGAAUUUGAAGAACGGGAAAGACAGCUGAAACAAGGGCGGUAUGGGUCCCGAAGAGGAGGAAGACGAGGAGGGUUAUUGAUGUGUCAUGGGCUGGGAGAACAAAGAAGAGACAUCAAUGAAAGAGGAAGAAUGAAGGAUCACCGGCCUUCUUUACUGUCAACCCAGACAGCUAUGACGUGGGUUGAGGUGAGAGAAAGUGACUGGCCCAAAAUCACCAAGCCAGCUUUCAAGCUUAAGACACAUUCAGACAGGAUAUUUCAUCAUCCCAUGCGGAAUCUUUUCCAGCAGCAGCAACAAUCACAACAACAGCCACAACAGCUACAGGGUCUGCUCCCUCUCCCCACUCAGCUUCGCACACCACCCCCUCCCCCUCAAGGAAUUUGUAUGCCAUCCCAAGUAGAUGCCCCAAGAAUGCUGAUGACUUCUUCUUCAGCGGCAUCCCAACAACCAAAAAACAUACACAUAAAUCCACACUUCAAAGGAACUGUAGUAACACCUGUUCAAGUGCCCUUGCUGCCAGUCCCAACCCAGCCAAGACCUGCUGUAGGACCCCAGAGAUUUCCUGGCCCUCCAGAUUUUCAACAAAACACUCCUGGACCUGUUCCUGGCAAUUUCAACCAAACCCCACGACUUUCUCUCCAAGACCAGUGGCGUGGACCUCCACCCCCUCUUCCGCCCCCACCUCCACAAGAGAGAGAAUCUUUCUUCCUGGGAGAGCCGAGAUUUCCCGGCCAUCACUUGUUUGAACAGCGGAGCCCUCCACCACCACCGCCCCCUCUUCUUAACAGCACACACUCUGUGCCUAGUCAAAAUCAGCUCCCAUUCAGUCAGCCUGGACCUGGUUUUAGCCAGCAGUUUCCGAGAGAAAGGCUAGUAAGGCCAAGUUUGCAGCCUCAGGGCCCGGUGGGACUCCUUCACUUCAGCCAGCCUGGAGCAGCCAACGCACGGCCUUUCCUUCCCCCACGGCAGUCCUUCCUGCAGCUCCCAGGACAGCCGUUCCUAAACCCCCUCACCCAAGCCGGCAUGCAGGGCCCUUUGCACCCUCCUUUGCAGCCACAGCCACCACCACAGCAUCCACAGCCGUCCCAACCAUCCCAGCCUCACCAUCAGCCGCACCAGUCCAACCAGCAGCAGCAGCACCUGCUGCCUGUGCCUCCCCAGCCUCUGAUUCCGGUGGCCCCAUCCCAGUUCAGGCCACGCCUACAGACUUCACAGCCAAGCAGUAACCGGAUGCCAUACCAGCAACGGCAAAGUCUGGUAAAGGCCAGGCAUAACACAUCAACACAAAGCAUUGUAAAACGUCCAAACCAGCAGCCCCAGUCAUCUUCCACAAGGAAUAGUAAUUUGCGUGAAUUGCCAAUAGCACCUUUGCAUUCGAUGGAGACUGCUAACAACAACCGACGAACUUCUGUUCAAGCUUCAUCUUCUUCUGUUCAAGCUUCAGCUUCCCCUGUUCAAACUUCAUCUUCUUCUGUUCAAGCUUCAGCUUCCCCUGUUCAAGCGAAACCGGUUUCUAGCACUACAGUUGCUCUGAAACCUCUUACAGCUAUCAAGAACCAAACAGGAAAGAUUGAGUCCAAGCCUAAAACAGUUACUCCCGCGACUCAGCCUAAAACAGUUACUCCCGCGACUCAGCCUAAAGUGGAGGACAAAUCCGAACCAGAGUUUCCCGAUGAAGAUGAAGAAACCAGACAGUACCGUUUGAAGAUUGAGGAACAGAAACGCCUUAGAGAAGAGAUCUUGAAACAAAAAGAGCUCAGGCGGCAGCUUCAAGCUGGGGCCCGAAAAAAAGAACUGCUGGAAAGGCUGGCCCAGCAGCAGCAACAGCAAGGCUGUGUAGGCCAACAGCAAGAAGAAGACCCUUCACAGCUGCCUACCAAUGGAAACCCAUUGCUUUCUCUUCCUGGUGCACAGCCCCGCCAAAAUGUGAAAUAUAGACUAAUGGUUAAAAAACAAGAGCUGGUCAUUCCAGGUUCCCCGACUGCUUUACCUAAGCCUGCAAAUGUUCUCCAGGCUGGAGAUGGUGCACAACUUCAAGGACAGCAAAUAAAAACCAUAAAGCAACUACGGCAGGCUAGGACAGUGCCUGAAAAUGAGCUCCAGACACCCUUUAAAGCUUUGCAAGCAAAAUCUCCUGCUGCUGCACAGGCGAACCUGCCCCAGAUUAGCCGGGUGGCAUUGGUGCAAGGCCAGCCUCCAGAGGUGAAGCCUGGGAUGAAAAGAACUGUCAUGCAGCGGGCAAACAGUGGGAGUGGCGAUGGGCCCCACAUUGGCACCAAAGUCAGGGUGAUAAAAUUAUCAGGAGGGGGUGGUGAGAACAUUGGCUUUUCUCAUUUGGAAGAAUCUCCUCCUCAGCUUCCACAGCCAUCGGAGCAGAGACAUCAGCCAGUACGGAAGGUCACACUGACAAAGGGGACAGUGCAGCAACCACAUCAGCCUCAUCAGCAUCUUCUGUCACAGAUUCAUUCUACGUUUCCUCAAGGACUAAAAAAUAUCCCAGGGAUACAUCAAGUGAAAAAGGGUAUUCUGCAUGGGAGAGGCAGGGGGAUCGCGAGCCAGAUGGGCCGAGGCCGCUUAAUGCCAAGUAAGCCGAAUCUGCGGGUGGUGGAGUGCAAACCUCAGCCCUGCGUGGUGUCAGUGGAAGGGCUUUCUUCAUCCACCACGGACAUUCAGCUGAAGAAUCUGCUCAUGUCAGUAGGACCCAUCCAGAGUUUACAGAUGUUGCCUCAACAACGAAAGGCCAUUGCAAAAUUUAAAGAGCCUGCUGAUGCUUUAAAAUUUCAGCAGAAGUUUCACAGGCACAUGAUAGAUCUCUCCCAUAUCAACGUGGCACUGAUAGUGGAGUGACCACUGGGCAUAAGUUGUCUUAAAAUACAGCAGGUUAUGGAAGAAGUCAAAAGGGUAGAAUCUCCCUGUAAUUUCUGGUGCUGGCUUUGCAGACUCCUUCUGAAACUUCAAAAUUAUUCUGUGACAGCUGCUUGACAACAACAACCUUGCUACAAAUGGAAGUUGGAUUACAAGAGUGAAAACUAUCUGUGUGGAACAUACGGAACUACAGAUCUCAUGUGUGAAUAGUAUACAUGGAUAUUUUUAGGUGAUAUGCUAUGUGAUCACAACGUCUUGGAUCAAAAGAACUUUGACUCUUGAAAAUAAUUUUUAUAAUGUUUUUUUCUUAGGAAAGAAUAUUUGAUAAUGGUUGCCCUUAUCUUCAGUGUGGGAUGUUGAAAUCAGAAUGCACCCAUAAUCUACUGUUUGUAGCUAAGCAUACAGAUGCCUAUAAAACAGAAUAAACAUUGAGCCAUAUAAUUUAACGGGUCUUUUAUUUAUUUUUUGCCAAGAGGCUUUGAAGCUCACUCUUGAAAGAUCUUAUUCCUAGUAAAGUGAACGUAAUUGUUGCACAUAAAAUAUCCCUCUCAGUAUUCCUAAUAUUUCUUACUAACCCUAUUUUGGACAAAUUGUCUUACCAGUUGAGGUCCUUACCUAAGAAGGAUGCUUGUAUUCAGGCUUCUCUCGUGCUUUCUUAGAGGGCUUGUAUGGCCAGGAAAUAACUAGGGUUUGCCGGGUGAUGAGACAGUUUACAUAUUCAGGACAAGGAGAUCCAUUUUGCUUAGGCUUUUGGGAAGUGAGUUACUGGUGUUGAGCUUCAUAAUUUAAUUAAUUUUUCUUUCUGUGUAAUAGUAAUUGGCAAUAAUGCUUGAUAACAGUAGAGUCUGCCAAAUUGUACUCUAGUGCUAUUCCCACACCACCAGGUGAAUUAUGAAGACAUUUCCUCUCUUGAGUUUUUUAUUUUACACUAAAAAAGAAAGACCUUCAAAGAAAGACGUUUCUGACACCAUUCCCUGCUUCCAUUGAUUUAUGAGAAGAGAACAUUCCUUUUACUACUCUUAGAAAUCUAUUCCAUGUUUAUACAUUUCAGGCUAAUAAACCUAGAGCAAAUAAGGAUUAUAAGGGACUUUGAGCAUAUAGAUAAAUAGUUAAGGGAAGUUCUUUCAGGACGGCAGGUUAUGUGAUAUUGGGAAGUAGUGAUGUUCCUUUUCUAACUAUUCAGAAUCAUAUUCUGUUUUAAAAAAAGGCUUUUAAAACUGUGUUCCUGGUUAAGAACAUGUGGGAAUCAACAGUAAAGAUAGGAAAAUGUUUCAUGUCUUUUAAAGACAAAGCUGUUUUUUCCCUACUGGUAAUAAUUAAGCUAUAGCAUUUUGGUAUAGGGCAGGGUGUGAAGAUGUUAGACAUUUUAAUGAUAGUUAGUAAAAACCAUCUUCAUCUUUGCGAAGUAUAGCUUGAAUUUGACUAGACCACAGAGGUCUUUAUUAUUUACAGCUCUUAAUUUGAGUUUGUUUAAAAAAAACAACCUGGCAUUUUAGUUGAUGGUACAAUUUAGGCUAGCUUUUCUGUGCUUAGAAUUGUGUUUAAAACACAACAGUGCCUCAAAGUCAAGAGCCAGUGAGAGAGCAUAUUGUAUCUUUGCCAUCCCAGGAUAUUAUAUAGUUUUUCCACAAAACUAAGAUUGCUAUUUAGGAUUUAACAAUUAAAGUAGUGGUUUUUUUUAAAAAAAAAAACCUGUCUUCACUGCAUAGCUCAGGUACAGCUUAAAUGCAACAAUGCCUGCUAGAAGAGGGGAUUUUAUAAUGCCCAACUUCUACAUCACAUUUGAGAUCUGAGGAAACUUAUUUCUUAUGUCAACAGAUCUUUGAUUAGGCUGGAUGACUUUUGAAACGGUUUAGGGUGUUUUGAGGACAGUGUGUAAUGCUUUUAAGGCUUACAACUUGGGGAAUCUUCAGUAGUGUAGCAUUUAAAAUAAUGGGGUGGACUUUUUCUUUGCUUUGUCUGAGGCCCAUCUCAGUGUCAUGAUGGCAGGUAUCUAGUAGAUAUAUCUAAGUAGUAGAUAUAUAACAUGCUCACCAUCUUGGUAGAUGGGAUUCUCUGAGAUAAGGGGAAAAGGAAGAAGGAAAAAAAACCACUUUUUUUCUCUCUAUCUUUCUUUGUAGUAAGCAGAAGGAAACCUGUCCUAUUACUGAUGGACAUCAAAUCUUUCACUUGAAUUGUCUAUAGACACUACAAUACCUCAACUGAUUAAUACUAAAUUAGAAGUGAGUUUGACAUGAUCAUAGUAACAUUGGUCCCUAAUUUUGAGAUGCCUUCCACAAAAGCUAAUCACCGUAAAAAUAGGAGAGCCUGUUCUUUUCACAAUGCUUCCCAAACUAUCUCCACAUCUUUGAUAGAAGAUCUGUUGCAACCAUUAUCUUGUUCUUUCUUUAUCAUGUAUUAUUUUAAAGAUGCAAAAUGCAUUUAAUAUAUUGUGUAAAUACAAGACCUUUAAACAAAUAUAAAUGAAGCUGUUCACAUAUUACUAAUUUAGUUACACAAAAGCUUAUUUGGUGGGAUGGGGAGGAAAGCAGCUGUGUUGUUUUAUCAGAGUUGAAUGAAAAUGGUUCCAUGUUGCUGUUAUUGCUAUUAUUAUUGGUGUAAUUCUUCUGUUUUUAUAAAGAUGCCAGUUAAGUCAAUACAUGUAUCUUGACCUGUGUAUUAUUUGUUCUGAAACUUCAAAAGCAUACAUUUGGUAUAGAUGUUUAGCCAGUGACCACUGUAUGUGGAAACUUUUUUCUCUUAUAGAGAUAAUUUUCAUUUAAUUUGGCAACAUUUUCCAAGUCAGUUUAGUUUUUCUAUCCUUGCCAAUGAGUAAGUGUAGUCAAGUUAAGUGUGAUGCUGAAUAUUAAUAAUUUUAUAGUUCGAAGCUAAAUGGCCACUAUCAUAUUCAUUAAUUCAUGCACUUUUAACAUUCAUUUUGGACAAGGUUGGAUAAUAUUAAUUUCAUAAGAAAUUAAAGACAAUCCUGUAAUGAUGUUUUUGUCCAGGCUAAAAAUGAGGGUGAUUUUCUCUUGGUUUAGUGGUCAUAAGAAGAUUACAGAAUAUCAUCUCUAUAUAAUUAUUUGUGUUUUACACUUCUUCAGAUUUUCAAAAGUUGUUCUGAAAUGUUUGGUCAUAAAGGAAGGAUGUUCAACAGAAACCAAAUUUAUAAUUAUUAGAAAUAAAUAAAUUUAUAGGGCUAGGACCCUAAAACAUAUAGGGAGAGCUAAACUGUAUAGAGAUGGAUGUACCAGCUAUUUGUAGAUUGUAUCAAACUAGGUUGUUUGAACAAUUGAACCACUGUUGACCAAGUAUUGUCCUUUAGAUAGCAGCCUCUUAAGUGCUGAUAUGAAUUAUAUAGAUCGUUGAAGAGACCUAGUAUGAGUUACAUAACAAUGAAGCUUUGUAUAUCAGUUUAUUUAUUUUAUUUUAUUUAUUUAUACUUCAUAUUUCUAGACCACCCAUCUCCCUUAAAGAGUGAGUUUAGAGUUAGUUGAUUAACUUUGUAGGAAAAUGCCAUUUUCAACACAUAAUUCAUUCUUCUCUGGUUUCUUGUUUUUCCAAAGGGUGGCCCCAAAUGUUGAAACUGUUUCUUGUCAGCAACUGACUUUAAAUGGUAUAAAUGAAUAUUUCAUCACCAAGAGGGCUCACGCACCGAACAUAGCAAUCACAGAAGAAAUGAAAAUAUACCUUUGACACCUUUCAGAAUAAGAACUGAUAGUAGAAACUCUUCAUAGUUGAUUCAAAGGAAUUUUGGCAGCUAUUAAUCCUGUAGAAACAUUUACUUGAAUCAGGAAGUCAAAUCAAUUACACUAUCUCAGAGAUACACCUUAGAUGUUAGUUUACUUAUUCUAUUUAUUUGAUAUGGUCCCAUUUCAGUUUUCAUGAUUUUAUUCAUGAACUGUGUAUCUUUUAUUUGGUAGCACUUUUUAGAUUUUUUUACAGGCAUUCCUUAGUAUUUGGAAAACUAAUAAGAUAGGCUUCCUAUCCAUGACUUUCUUAAUAUCUUUACAUUAAGUAGGUUGUCAGUAUUACAUACAUAUGGAUGGGGUUCUUUUCUCCCCCCCCCCCCCCUUUUGAUUGUCUUUCUCACUGUCUUCUGAGCUUUAUUUUGCAGCAGCCAUUUUGGACAAAAAGAAGGGUUGGAGAAUUCUUUUAAUGGCAUCCAAGAUAGUGCAGUAUGGCUUUUAAAGCCAUAACAUACCUCUGAGUAGCAAGGCUGAGGUGUAUCUGAAUUAAGGUCGCCACGAAAUAGCAAAGAUCCAUACUGUUUACCAAAGUAUUGCACUUGUAAAGUAUUGCAAACUAUUUUAAAUCCUAUGGAUUUUGUAUAAGGUUUAUUGUAACCUAUUUAUUAUAUAUAUUUAAUAACUGAUUACUGAUUUGGGCCUUGGGCCCUAAUGUAUGGAACAUUGAUUCAUAUUGGAUCUCAUGUAUGCCAUCGUUUGGUAUAAAUCUGGUUGGGAAGGAUCAUUUUUAAUUGUGAUAUUCAAAGGAUAUACUCCAGUUUCCAUAUUCAUCUUUGGUAGUGCUGCCCCUUUUUCUGUUAUGUGAGACCUUUGGUUAGGAAUGU